This is a messenger RNA of Protobothrops mucrosquamatus (brown spotted pit viper), 1074 nucleotides long. It is a transcript of the gene MINDY2, whose product is annotated as MINDY lysine 48 deubiquitinase 2. The coding region runs from base 16 to 1074 and encodes 352 amino acids. Gene Ontology annotation, molecular function: K48-linked deubiquitinase activity; cysteine-type carboxypeptidase activity; cysteine-type deubiquitinase activity. The record is from RefSeq and is a predicted model, not a curated record. The transcript is spliced from 8 exons. Gene Ontology annotation, biological process: protein K48-linked deubiquitination. Gene Ontology annotation, cellular component: cell periphery; cytosol. Lineage: Eukaryota; Metazoa; Chordata; Lepidosauria; Squamata; Viperidae.
CCGCUGCUGGCCGUCAUGAACGCGCUGCUGCUGGCCUGGAAGGUGAAGCUGCCGCCCAUGAUGGAGAUCGUCACCGCCGAGCAGCUGAUGGAGUACCUGGGAGACUAUAUCCUUGAUUCAAAACCAAAAGAAAUCUCUGAAAUUCAGCGUUUAAACUAUGAACAGAAUGUCAGUGAUGCAAUGGCAAUCCUGCAUAAGCUUCAGACUGGUCUUGACGUGAAUGUGAAGUUCACUGGGGUUCGAGUAUUUGAGUACACGCCUGAAUGCAUAGUGUUCGAUCUUCUUGAUAUUCCAUUAUAUCACGGGUGGUUAGUAGAUCCUCAGGUUGGAGACGUUGUGAAAGCAGUUGGUAACUGUAGCUACAACCAGUUGGUGGAAAAAAUAAUCUGCUGUAAGCAGUCGGACAACAGCGAGCUGAGGGAGGAAGGCUCCAUAGCAGAGCAGUUCCUCAGUAGCACGGCCACUCAGUUAACUUACCAUGGCUUGUGUGAGUUGACAUCCACCGUUCAAGAAGGAGAGCUGUGCGUGUUCUUCAGAAACAACCACUUCAGCACCAUGACCAAACACAAGGGUCAGCUUUACCUUCUGGUGACCGACCAAGGUUUCCUCACCGAAGAUAAAGUGGUGUGGGAAAGUCUGCAUAAUGUGGAUGGGGAUGGGAACUUCUGUGAUUCUGAAUUCCACCUGCGGCCUCCAUCUGAUCCGGAAACUGUGUACCAUGGGCAACAGGAUCAGAUUGACCAGGACUACUUGAUGGCCUUAUCUCUGCAAGAAGAGCAACGAAGCCAAGACCUCAGUUGGGAGCAGCUCCCGGAGGACGUCGGUGACCUCGAGCUGGCCAGGAAGCUUCAGGAAGAAGAAGAUCAACGGGCCUCGCAGUACUACCAGGAGCAAGAGCCAGCCGCCACCGCCGCUGCCACCGCUCCCACUAUUCCCACCACCGCUGAAGGCCAGCAAGCACAGGACGUCACCCCUCCCUCAGUGGGAAGGCAGCCCAGGGCCAGUGAGCUGAAGAGGAAAGAACCGCGGGAGAAGGAAAGGGAACGGGAGAAGAGCAGCUGUGCUAUUUUAUAG